AUGGGUCCGCUGAAAUGGACGACGUUCCUGUUCGCCGCUGCAGCGAUAACGUGCGGCGGCGUUUCCGGGGACUUUCUCAUGGGCGGCCACUUGGACAACAAAAACGGCCAGGAAAUGAUGGAGAAGCGCAUGGACGACACGGACCUCAUGGCGGAGGAGAGCAGCGCGUCCGCGACGAGCUAUCCCGACGGCGAGGCGAGGUACAAAAUUCCGUACGCCUUCGCGUUCAACGGUGGCGUGCCCUUCUCCCUCGAGAAGGAUCCCAUCACCGGUGAGAUCGAUCUGGAGAAGGCGCCGCCGCUCAAGGCCCUCAACAUCUCCGAGAUCUAUCAGGACGAUGAUGAGGAGAGCAGCGACGAUUCCGCCACGGAGUCGGCGGCUGCUCGCAACGACGAGGACAGCAGCAACGACGACUACGGCGGCGCCUACGGCAAAUUCGGCUAUCACGACGGCAAGCGCAAGGGCGUCGACCGUCUGGGCCCCAACGAGAUCAAUCCCUACUCGCCGAGCUUUCACGACUUUCUCAAUCUGCCGGUGAAGUACAGCUCGGACAAGUACCAGCAGCGGCAGGAUUAUCCGCUGAUCUCGAGCAGCUACGCCAACACCAAGGUGCAGAGCGGCUCCAACAGCUACAACAUCAACAAUCACCGGCCGACCUAUCACCAGGAGACGGCUAUCAGGGUGUCCACGAGUACGCCGAGUCGCAGGAUUUAUUAUCCCAAAUCGACUACGACUACUACGACGACGACGACGAUGAAACCCAGAACUACUCCCACGACCACGAGUACGACUACGACUAGCACGACGACGACGAUGAGGCCAACGACGACGUCGACGACAACGACCACGACGACUCCCAAACCCGUGGAAAUCAUCAAGAAAUACACGUCCCCGAAACUGGUGAGAUUGACGAAAGCGACGACGCCGAUGCCACCGCCGACUCCCAGAGUGACGACGUGGAAGCCACCGAAGACCAACGCCAAUCGCUACGACGUCGACGAGUACGACGAGAUGCUGCCGAUCGAGAAGCUCCAAGGCACCGGAUUCAGCGGCGACAGCAUGGGACACUACCCGAUGAUGGUCAACAACGGACACAACAGCGGACCUCAGAGCCCACCCAGAAUGACCACGACGACGACGACAGCCGCGCCAGCGGCCUACGACAGCUACGACGACGGCUACGACGAUUACGAGCUGUCGUCGCACGAGGAGCAGGCUGACAGCAACAACUCGCACAAUCGCUAUCAGGCAGCGGAAACGACCUUGUCCUCGAGCACGUCUACUACUGCUACGUCUGACUCGAGCUCGACGGCUGCCCCGACGACGAUGAGCGACGAGUCCGAAGAAACCGUACCACCAACAACGACGCCGCCGAUCAGCGACGACUCCUCCACGGUGAUCCACCUGACGACGGCCAAGACGACGGCCUCCGUCUCGACGCCGGUCACCUCGAUGCCGAUCGACGUGCCGCACAUACCGCCGGUGCACGAGAACUUCGUCGAGAUCAACAACAGGCCCGUCGUGUCGAACGUCGUCGAUUUCUAUCAUCACGGUAAAAAUCCGUCGAGCGUCGUUCAGGCGCCUCCGCCACCACCGCCUGCGUUGCACGGCGCCAUGCGUUACCCACCACCGCCACCACCGCCUCACUCGCCGUACACCAGACCGGGCAGCGUGAUCAGUGUGCUGCCCGAGAGCACGAGCAACGUCAUAGUGCCCCACGACCAGGACACCGUGUCGUUCGUGCUGGGCAAUCGGCAGAACGUCGAGGGCAGCUACUACACGCACGGCUCGGCCGUGGAGGAGCGACCCUAUCCGGUCAACGAGGCGAGCUUCAGGCCGAUUUACGGAUCGAUGAGCGUGAGCGUGAUACAACAGCCAGCUCCGGAUCAAAAAGUGUCGGUAUCGCUUUCGUCCGUGGCCGUCGUCGAGCCAUCGUCCGCUUACACGCCCCAGAAGUGGUACAAUAACAACAAUGAACAAGAUACGCAGCAGCAGCCUCCAGCUGGUAUGGUCAAGGCCGGCUUCGUGAGCGACGCCGAGCCACCGAAACCCCAUCGUCAGGGACCUUACAACAUCAACCAGAACAACAAGGACGACCAGAUGGACUCGUCUCUGCAGAACGACGAGGUGCAGGUGUCGAGCGUCGUGACGUUCCCGCAUCGGAUCCAGGACAAGAAGGACGACCAGGUGUCCGAGCCCAACGUCAACUCCAAUCGCGACCAGAGACCCGUCGAGGAGCACGUGAUCGUGAUCAAUCAGGCCGACGGCUCGGUCAAGGAGAUCGAGCAAGGUAAUAAUCAGCAGCAGCAGAAUCAGCCGCAGCAGCAGCAGCCGGAGGUUGAGGGUGUCUUCGUGACCGGAAGCGUUUCCGGCAACGCGCCCAAUCUCAAUGUCAACAACAAUCCGCAGCCAAAGCUGCCCCAACUCACGGACAUGCUGACGCCGCCGAUGAUGGAUAGACCACCGAUGAACAGACCACCGACUGGAGCGCCGAAUCAGCGACCACCGCACUACUUCCAUUAUCAGCACGGCGGUGGACCGACCUCGGGCCCGAGCUCGUCCACUCCCAUGCGUCCGCCUCAGAGGCUGCCGAUGCCGCCGCGCAAACCCGAGCCCGUGAUGCCCACGGUGGGCUUCAAGCGUCGACCCGGCAGCACUCAGGACCCCAAGCUGCCCAAUGUGCUGCCGCACUUCCGGCCCAACGCCAAGACGUCGCACGGACAUCGCGGAGCUGAAAAGAUCGGUACCAUCCCGGCAGCGCAGAGCUACUUGAACGGCAGACCGCCGCGACCCCCGGUACAUGGUCAAUCGCCACCGCCGCACUUCCAUCCGGGUGUCUUGGGGGCCGCGCCGUCGUCUCAGCGUCGUACUCAUCUGCCGCCCCAGCCACCGCAUCAACAGCCCAUGAACUCGCCGGCACCGCCGUCGCAUUUCCAGCGUCCGCCGCCGUUGCCGCUGCCCCAAGCGCUGCAGCGCAAAAAAGAGGAUAAUACGGUAGGGACGAUGCCCGCACCAGCCUCGGCGCUGCUGCCGCCGCAAGCUCGACCUCAGCACGGGGCCCACCAGCAGCAGCAGAAGCACCGCAUGGAGGACGAGCUGGCGAACGCCGAGCGCUUCCCCGUGGAGCCGCCCCAGAUAUCGCCGAGGCCCAUCGUCUUCAUCAAGAAUCGCUCGGACGGCCACAUGCCCAAGGUCGCGACCCUGCAGAUGAUACAGCAGCGGGGCGGUGGACUGGACGACGAUCUGAUCAGGUCGAAUCUGCCGCCGCUGUUCAAGGUCAAGAGCGGCAGCAGCAGCAGCGACGACGAGACCGAUGAUCGCAACGAGAACUCGACCCUGAACAACGAGACCGACCGCAAGGACAACGACGUCAACAACAACGCCGGCGCCGACCAAGUGGGACCCGUCUACGUCGUCUACCCGGUGAACAGCGCCGUGAACAUCGGCAGCCAGGAGGACGAUCGGGACGGCGACGACGACAGUGCCGGCGAGCGCGACGAGUCCGUGGUGAUCGGUACCGCGAACGGCUCCCAGCGGCCCCUGCCCCCCGUCGCACUGCCCGUGCCCGGUCAGCAGUCCUCCUCAUCCUCCCAACAGCAGGAUCAGGACGACAUCAGGCGCAACGAAGCCGCCGACGACGCCUCGGACAGGCUCACGGGACUUUAUUACGGAAUAAAGAAACCCGAUUUGGGAAACGGAAUCAAUUAUCCGGAGCAGCAGCCGUUCCUGAGACACGAGAAGCCGCUGCUGGUGCCGAGCGACGGUCGGGACGAUCUCGAGCUCGCGCCCCCCAUAGUGCACCAUCCUCAUCCGAAUCAUCAGCAGAUCUAUCAGCUCGAUCGAGAGUUCGAGGACCAACAGCAGCAGCAACAACAGCAGGCCGAGCAGGAGUCAUCGUCUGGUAGCAGCAGCGACAGCAGCUUCAACGUCAUAUCCUACCUUACCGAUCUUCUACCGUUCGGCAAGAAGACUCAGCCACCGCCGCCGCCGCCACCUCCCACGUCGACGAUCUCGGCGACUCUGCCGCGUCUGCCGCCGAACAAAGCCACCUCGCCCAUAGCCUUCGUUUACACGCCGACGACGCCCGCGUCGACUCGUCAGCGGCUCGAUCUCAGCGACGACGGCUCGGCGGACGGCUCGUACGAUCCCUACAACGGUAUUGUAAGCAAUCAUCGGCCCAGGGACGAGAAGCCCGUGCUGCUGCCGUUCCAGCAGCCGAGCAGCUCGUCGUCGUCGGCACCCUCGCCCCAGAACUUCAUGGCGCCCUUCGUAGCGAGCGUGUCGGCCGAGAUGCCGGCCAAGAACGGCUGGAGCGUCCAAAAUAUCGAGAAGAGAACCGGCAACGCCGAGUCGGAAGACGGUAGCCAGGAGACGGAGGCGCAGACCGAGCGAACGAACGCCGAGAAUAAUAACUCGGCCAAUACCGGUGGUAAUCCCGGCAGCAACAGCGGCUUCGAUCCCGAAAAUUUCAAGCCCCAGCUGUUCGGUGGCUUCAAGCCGAUCUACGAGUUCCCGGCGAAUCCGAGCGCGGGCAACGAGCAGCAGCUCACCGGUCGCAGCGGCAGAUCGAGAAUGUACAAGUGAACACGAUGAGGACGUAAAAUGACGCGAUCAUCGAUAAAGAAAAAAAAAAGUAUAAAAAAAAUUCAGGUCCCGUUCCCUUGGGCAUUUCACACGAGCGAUCCGCGCUAAAAUCGGAGCAAAUCGGAUGUGCGCUGCGACGAUGCGA
This is a messenger RNA of Trichogramma pretiosum, 4729 nucleotides long. RefSeq lists its product as uncharacterized. The record is from RefSeq and is a predicted model, not a curated record. The transcript has 10 exons. Bases 1 to 4584 code for a protein of 1527 amino acids. Lineage: Eukaryota; Metazoa; Arthropoda; Insecta; Hymenoptera; Trichogrammatidae.